GCUAAGGCAAAGGGGAGGGAAAUAUACAAUUGCUGUGAUUGGCUCAAAAUCAUCCCGGAAGUAAUAGUCGAAAGGGAUUGUUUUGUUUUACAAGUGUUGUUCCUGGUGUUUGGUAGAAACGUUACUGGAGGGGACAUGGUGUGCGAGAAAUGUGAGAAGAAGCUGGGUACUGUGAUCACCCCAGACACAUGGAAAUCUGGUGCACGCAAUACUACAGAAAGUGGAGGUCGAAAACUCAAUGAAAAUAAGGCUUUGACGUCAAAGAAGGCAAGGUUUGACCCAUAUGGAAAAAAUCGGUUUGCAAUUUGUCGCAUUUGUAAAAGCUCAGUUCACCAAGCAGGUUCUCACUAUUGUCAGGGAUGCGCUUAUAAAAAAGGCAUUUGUGCAAUGUGUGGGAAGAAGGUUCUGGAUACAAAAAAUUACAAGCAGACCUCAGUUUAAUAAAAUAUAUUGAAGCUGACAAUGGAAAACUUGUGUCUGAUUAAUCUCUAAACUGUACUCCAAGAAAGGAAAAUGAGAUCUGUAACCACACUGCAAUUGUAAAUAGUGGUUAUGUUGUGUGCUUUUUAUUUGUUUUGUUUUUUUAAAUCUAAAUAUUCAUUUUAAAAAUAUUUGGUUUGAUUUAUCGUUUUAAUAAACAUUUUUCCCUUUUUGUUCUAA
This is a messenger RNA of Bombina bombina (fire-bellied toad), 660 nucleotides long. It is a transcript of the gene CRIPT, whose product is annotated as CXXC repeat containing interactor of PDZ3 domain. Lineage: Eukaryota; Metazoa; Chordata; Amphibia; Anura; Bombinatoridae. The coding region runs from base 136 to 441 and encodes 101 amino acids. Gene Ontology annotation, molecular function: PDZ domain binding; microtubule binding. Gene Ontology annotation, biological process: cytoplasmic microtubule organization. Gene Ontology annotation, cellular component: dendrite. The transcript is spliced from 5 exons. The record is from RefSeq and is a predicted model, not a curated record.